Messenger RNA from Larimichthys crocea (large yellow croaker), 1829 nucleotides. It is a transcript of the gene rnf8, whose product is annotated as ring finger protein 8, E3 ubiquitin protein ligase. NCBI's taxonomy places the organism in Eukaryota, Metazoa, Chordata, Actinopteri, Sciaenidae. The record is from RefSeq and is a predicted model, not a curated record. Gene Ontology annotation, biological process: ubiquitin-dependent protein catabolic process; double-strand break repair; protein K48-linked ubiquitination. Gene Ontology annotation, molecular function: ubiquitin protein ligase activity; histone binding. Gene Ontology annotation, cellular component: ubiquitin ligase complex; nucleus; site of double-strand break. The transcript has 9 exons. Bases 114 to 1526 code for a protein of 470 amino acids.
GUCUUCCGCCGUCGUGCUGUCAGCCUCCGUGUUGUUGACGCUGUCGCCGUGAUGGACGCAGCUCAAACUUAGCAGCCGAUGAGUUUCGGGUCGUUGUAGCCGCUCGACAGAAGAUGGAGGCCGAGGACGAGGACUGCUCGGACUCGGAGGUUUUGUGUCUCAUGAGAGUCGGAAGAAACUCGGACUGGCUCCGUUUGUUCGACAACACGGAGAUCUCCAUUGGACGUGGUGUGGACGUCACCUACCAGCUGCUGUCUCCAAGCUGUCCCCUGAUGAUCUCCAGGCUGCACUGCACCUUCAAGCAGAGGGACAGCGGACAGUGGACGGUCACAGACAAGAAGAGUCUAAACGGUGUGUGGGUGAAUGGAAACCGCAUUCAGGCUGAAGAUGCUCAUCAGCUGAGGCUCGGAGACUCGAUACAACUCGGGGUUCCUGUAAUCGGAACCAAAGUGGAAUUCGACUACAUCCUCGUCCAGCGGCCCCUCAAAGACAUUGAACUCUACCUGGCAAAGGUACAUCGAGAGGGCGCCAAAGCAUCCCACGCUUCCAAAAAACCCAAGAGGAAGCUGACCGCGGAAGAAGUCGAGCCGUCUACCUCAAAGCCCAAACUCUACCGCUGCUCUUCUGCGGACAAGUCGUUUGCGAAGCCGUGCCCUCUGUCGCCGGUGAAACGCCAGCAGAGGCUCAGUCAGAGUCGGAGCCAGAGCCAGAGCCAGCCGGAGGAAACCGGACCGAGCAGACAAGAAGUCGACGAAGCAGACCAGCCGUCGAACAGCUCCAGCAGCGCGUGUGAUCUGGACAACUUACAGAUGUACAGCCAGAACAUCCUGAUGCUGAGGGAGCAGGUGGACGACACAGAGAGGCAGGUGGCCUCGCUGGGCGGGGAGCCCCAGAAGACCGACCCGCUCAGAGAGGAGCAGGUCAGGGAGCUGCACAUACAGCUGGAGACACUGAGAGCCAAGAUGCACCGGAUGGAGACGUUAGAGAAGUCCUUCAGUGAAUCUAAGAGGCAGCUGGAGGCUCAGAAGACGCAGCAACAAGAGGAGCUUCUGAAAAAACAGCUGGAAGACGCCUUGCAAGAGCAAAAGAAAGUAAUCGGCGAACUCGCACUUUCUCGGCAAGGCUUUGAAGAGAUUCUCUUGGCCAAAAACAAAGAGCUGGAAGUGACAAAGGAGGAGAAAGAAAAGGCAAGGGCCCAAAAAGAGGAAGUAGUUACACAAGUGACUGAAGUUCUGGAGAACGAGCUGCAGUGCAUCAUCUGCUCCGAGCUCUUCAUCGAGGCAGUCAUCCUGAACUGCGCACACAGCUUCUGCUGUCACUGCAUCAAGCAGUGGCGCAAGAAGAAAGACGAGUGUCCCAUCUGCCGACAGGCCAUCCAGUCGCAGACCCGCUGUCUGGCCCUGGACAACUGCAUCAACAGCAUGGUGGAAAACCUGAGUCUGGACAUGAAGGCGAGGCGGCAGACGCUCAUCACAGAGAGGAAAGGUGAGAGCAGCCGCCUCUGCUCAGGUGAUGGUGAUCCAUGAUGACGACAGCAGCGACAGUGACAGUAUGGUGUCCAUAGACAGUAGCCUGAGCUCUGUGGUCUCCGUGGACACAGACAGUAGCAUCCACUUGGGCUCCAGUUCUCCCUACAGUGGUUACUCUGAUGAAAGCUUCGACGAGUCCGAGGAUUAGCCCCCCCUGUUCUCCCGUGGGCUGUAAUGUAAAUUGGGACUUUUCGGUGUUGACGAGGUUUAUGUUUUUCUUUUUGUAAAUUCAUCAGUUGUCUUAUUGUCUUUUUAUUUGUUUUCAACUAAAGGAAUAAAGUUUCUUCCUAUGCAUUUUCA